CUCUCCUUCACCUGCGCAGGCAGAAAGAUACUUAUAAAAGGGACGACAGCAAGGUGGAUCAAGCAGCUCAUCAAAAAGGCAAACAUUGUGAACAUCCACCUCCUCCUUCCCCAACUAAAAUGAGCGCAAUUCAGAAAAUCUUCGUCGUCGGCGGCACUGGCGCGCAGGGGAUGCCCGUCGUGCGCGGUCUCGUGGACAAGUAUCGCUGCCGAAUCCUCACGCGCGACGUCUCGUCGCCGCGCGCGCUUGAGCUCAAGGCGCUUGGUCCCAACAUCGAGCUCUUCCAGGGCGUCUUUACCGACACGGCAGUCCUGAGGCAGGGCAUGAAGGACUGCGACGGUGUCUUUUUCAACCUCGACGGCUUCAACACGGGCGAAAAGGCAGAGACCUUCUGGGCGAUUCGAAGCUACGAGCUGGCCAGGGAGCAGGGUGUCCGUUUCUUCGUGUACGGCAACCUAGAUUACGGGUACAAGAAGGGAGGCUACGAUCCAAAGUACCGAUGCGGGCACUACGACGGCAAGGGAAGAAUCGGCGAGUGGGUCCUUGCCCAGUCCAAGGGCAGCCCGAUGGGCGCAGCCGUGUUCACCACGGGUCCCUACAUGGACAUGACGGUCGCAUAUGGCACGCCCAUGAUGCCCAGCAUCGUCGACGGCACCGCGACCUGGGCCGUUCCGCUGGGAAAGGGUGCUGUCCCCCACGUCUGCCUCGAAGACUGCGGUCCAUACGUGCGAUGGCUCUUUGACCACUUUGACGGCGAAGCAAAUGGGAUGGACCUCGAGGUGGCCAUUGACCACAUCGCCUACGAGGACCUGGCCAGCGCAUUCAGCGCCGUCACAGGCAAGCCUGCGCGCUACGUCGAUGUGACGCUGGACGAAUACUGGGAAAAGGGUCCCAUGUCCAAGGCGGCCACAAACGCCACUGGCUACACCGUCGAUCCAGAUGACGCCGCAGCCAUGACGAUGCGCGACAACUUCACGGGCUUCUGGAACCUCUGGAAGAACUCUGGUGGAAAUGCGGGCGUGAUCCGGCGCGACUAUGCCCUGCUCGACCGAAUCCAUCCCACUCGCAUCAAGUCGGCCCACGAGUGGUUCAAGAAGCAGGACGAAGUGGCCCGCAAGAAGGGCUCGAGCCUGUGGCAGAUGGCCGAGAACACCAAGCCCAUUCUCAAGAUCCAUGAAGACUUUGCGUCUGGCAAGAUCACCCAUCGUUCUCGGGUGUAGUCUGUCUGGCCUCCUCUCCUGCACAGCACUGCAUACCGUCUACUUGUUUAUUCACUAGCCCCAUUACUGAUUAGGAUGUCUCUACGUACCAC
Messenger RNA from Acaromyces ingoldii, 1312 nucleotides. RefSeq names its product NAD(P)-binding protein. The transcript has a single exon. Bases 120 to 1220 code for a protein of 366 amino acids. NCBI's taxonomy places the organism in Eukaryota, Fungi, Basidiomycota, Exobasidiomycetes, Exobasidiales, Cryptobasidiaceae. The record is from RefSeq and is a predicted model, not a curated record.